Molecule: messenger RNA, 729 nt
Organism: Mytilus californianus (California mussel)
Lineage: Eukaryota; Metazoa; Mollusca; Bivalvia; Mytilida; Mytilidae
Exons: 5
Coding region: 130-510 (126 amino acids)
Source: RefSeq, a predicted model, not a curated record
UUAAGAGACCUUGACAGAAUCAGCUGCUGCAAAUGGCCGUCAUUUAUCGACGCUGGGGGUAUCGGUGCCGUUGAGAAUAAUUUGUAUGAAAAUCAGAACAAUGAAGUACACAAUGCUGUCGCCCAAAAUAUGGAUAUGCCUGUAUACAAUUCUAUCGAGAGGAGAGCACAUCUUAGCAUAGGACAGUGCGUGUCAUAUUCGACUACGCCAAAACGAAAACCGAAUCCACUGGGAAAACGCAAAAUAGAUAUAGCUUGUGUUGGGGCGUCAUCCGGAUCUGCAAAGACUGCAGAAUUGAAGUGCCCUGAUGAACUUAACUAUAUAGAUGUGUGUUUUGAACCAAAACCGAGCGGACACAAGUUUCAAAUUCACGGUAGUGACAAUAAAACUGAUUACGUGGACAUUGAUUUCUCAAAAAGAAUUUGUUCAUUUGCAGAAAGUGAGAGAGACAGUGAUGAUGACCUUUCAAGUAUUGAUGAUAUAAGAAUGAUGAGGAAAGGACAACAGUGAAAAAUACAAAUGUAUAUUCUUUUGUUUCUUUCAUCAAUGAUUUUUUUUUAUUUCACAGUGUAUAUUUUGAUACUUUUCAUUCGUAUAUAGAGAUAUCACUUUAGUAUUAAAACUUUACAUGUUUUGUAUACUUUAUAUUUCCUUAUUUUAAUAAAUAAUACAUGCAAAUAGUAUUAUCAUUAACUAAGUUCAUAAUAAAAUUAUCAUAAACAUUUUUAA